AGCACUUCCGGUAUCUUUCAGCUGGUGUACCCAGUGCGCAUGUGCGAAUAUUCCACACGUGUGGUGAUCGUCUGACUGGCUGCAUGCAAUAGAGAGCUUAGAAAGUUAAUAUCGGUACAACAUAUUGCUUAAAGAAAACUCAGCGCAAGUUUAGUUGUCUCUUCUUACCGAGGUAAAAGACGAAUAACCUCCGUGAAGCAUUUCGCCGAGAGGACAGAAAUACCCAAAAAACUAAUUCACAAUGACAGAAGCAGCAGUAAACCCAAAGGCCUACCCGCUGGCCGACGCCACGCUGUCCAAGACCAUCCUGGACCUGGUGCAGCAAGCCUCCAACUACAAACAGCUCAGGAAGGGAGCUAAUGAAGCCACUAAAACCCUGAACAGAGGCAUCUCUGAGUUCAUCGUGAUGGCCGCUGAUGCUGAACCUCUGGAGAUCAUCCUCCACCUGCCCCUGUUGUGCGAGGACAAGAACGUCCCGUACGUGUUCGUCCGAUCCAAGCAGGCUUUGGGUCGGGCCUGCGGGGUUUCUCGCCCCGUCAUCGCUACCUCAGUCACCAUAAAGGAGGGGUCCCAGCUCAAACCACAGAUCCAGUCUGUUCAAUUGUCCAUUGAGAGACUGCUCGUCUAAUUUUUGUUGCACUUUUGUAACAAAGUCUCCUCUGAAAAACGAGGAAGAUGUUAUCUUGUCAUCUGUUUGAUGAACAGUUAUGAAUGACAGGAAAAUGUAAUGGUUUUUCUUUUGUACUUUUUAGGACAGUGUCCACUUCAUUGUAUCAGUUUGCGAAGGCAUAUCCUGAUGAAUAAAAAAUACUUUUUUAUUUAAACCUGA
This is a messenger RNA of Trematomus bernacchii (emerald rockcod), 829 nucleotides long. RefSeq names its product SNU13 homolog, small nuclear ribonucleoprotein b (U4/U6.U5) (gene snu13b). The transcript has 3 exons. The record is from RefSeq and is a predicted model, not a curated record. Gene Ontology annotation, molecular function: RNA binding. Gene Ontology annotation, cellular component: U4/U6 x U5 tri-snRNP complex; small-subunit processome; nucleolus. Gene Ontology annotation, biological process: ribosome biogenesis; mRNA splicing, via spliceosome; maturation of SSU-rRNA. Lineage: Eukaryota; Metazoa; Chordata; Actinopteri; Perciformes; Nototheniidae. Bases 242 to 628 code for a protein of 128 amino acids.